Actinia tenebrosa (Australian red waratah sea anemone) is the source of this 1763-nucleotide messenger RNA. RefSeq names its product macrophage mannose receptor 1. NCBI's taxonomy places the organism in Eukaryota, Metazoa, Cnidaria, Anthozoa, Actiniaria, Actiniidae. The record is from RefSeq and is a predicted model, not a curated record.
UUGACUCAACGCAGAUGGCAUAGUCUCGUAGUCAAAGACAACAACUCAGUAUUACUCCGUCAAAUAUGAACUAUGCUACGAAUAUCUCAAUAAUAACUCAGUUUACGUGUUACGAAACAUGCAUUUACUGAACUUUGAGGUGUGAGUUUAACUUCAUUCUGGCUUGUAGCCAAUAGAAGAUGUUUUCUGGAGUCAAAUUUUUCGUCUUUGCUUUGGUCUCGACAGUUGCCUUAGCUGACGAGAAAGUGUACGAAAUAAACCGAACACCAAUUCAGAAGAGACGAGGAGAAUGCGUGACGCUAAAAGCACAUCAUUACUUUCCUAUCAAAAAGAACAAGACCUUCAAAUGGCAAAAGUAUGCUCAAGAGCUUCCAGGAGAAUUUAGCAACAUUGAAGUCAAGAAUGAUGAGAUUAUUAUUAAGAGGUUGAUGCCGUCUGAUUCGGCGCUUUACCAGGGAAGUAUUGAGACUGAAGGAGGGAAGGAAAUCACGCGGAAUUGGCUGACAAUCACAGAUUGUGAAAUCCACGAGAAAAGAACAGCAUUGACAGACAAAUGUACUGCUGCUUGCGAAGCUAAGUGCGAGAAAGGAUGGCACUAUUUCUACUCGUCAGGGAAAAAAGGUGAUACCUGCUUCAAGUACUUUUCUGUGCCCAAAACCUGGGAAGAUGCAAACAGCUUUUGUCAGUCCAACGGAGCGCACCUUGCAACCAUAAACAACGUCGAAGAAAACAAAUUUGUUGGAGAUCUCCUCGAGACUGGAGACGGAGGAUGGAUUGGCCUUAACGAUAAAUCCCAAGAAUCAAGCUACAUAUGGAACUACCAAAGGGAUCCUUUACCUUCAUUCUCUGCAUGGGACGAAAGUAACCCCAAAGACAAAGAACCAAACAAUAAUAACCGCGGCUGUAACGUGGAAAACUGUGUUGAAUUGAAGUAUACGACAAAGAAAUGGAACGAUGCUGUUUGUAAUGCUCUGUUUGGAUUUGUCUGUCAGUUGUAUUCCAAAAUAGGCAUUCCAGGCUGGAACUGCACCCGUGGCAAGUGCUACAAGUAUGACCCAUUACAGGUAGCUUGGGACGAAGCUCGUUUUCAUUGUAUGAACAUGAAUGCUACCCUUUUAACAAUAUCAAGCUUACAAGAAAACGACUAUGUGAUGAGUUUCAAGGAGAUAAAAAGAAGUAUAUGGACAGGGCUUAACGACAGGGCCGAAGCAGGUAUCUAUGUAUGGAAUGAUAUAGGAGUCGAUCAGUUUUCAAACAAGGCGACAUUCUUUAACUGGGAUACAGGAGAGCCCAACGAUAAGCUAUAUGACAGACUUCUGCCUCGAUGUACGGGAGAGGACUGUGUACAGAUCAAGAAAUGGAAUGGUUCUGUCACGUGGUCCGACCUUGGGUGUAGGACUGCCUUACCUUAUGUCUGCGAGAAACGAAAAAACAUGUUCAUAAGUUUUGCAGCUUGGAUAGCUAUUACAAUGGGAGCAGGUCUUGUCAUUGGUAUUGUUGCAGCUCGUGGAUACAUGGAGUACAAGGCUAAGAGAGGAAAGAAAAAGUUCAAAGCCCUUAUUUCUAAUGCUACCCAUCCUGUAGAAAGCUGAAAUAGAAUGGACUUUGGGACAGGUCCCUAAAUUUCAUUUGCUGAGGAUUUAGACUGAUAUUAUUCAGCCCCAUGGUUGAUAGUUAAAACAAAAACAUGCUUUCUUGUCUAAGUUUUAAUUCAGAACUUGUAAAUACAGUUAUUUUGUAAUAAAAAUGAUAAUUUUGCUUAA